GCCGCCCUAGUCGCGUCUAUCGCUACGGUUAAAUAUAACGCUAUAGCUCUAGUUCCGUCCUUACCGACCUCGAUAGUCCUAUCCUUAAUAACUAUAAUAAUCUCUCCCUUAGAGAAGACGAUAUCUAGAGCGAACCUAGAGGCGCCUAUAAGUAGUUCCUUAAACGCCGUCCUCUACCCUUAUGCCGCUUUUAUGUUAUUCGACGGCGCUAAUAACGACGAGCUAUUACCCCUAGCUCCUAACGUACUCGGCGGUCGUACGCGUAUAAUGAUAAAGGUAUUAAAUCUUAAGAUAAUGCCGGAGAUAGAGGAGAAUACUAUCGGCUUUACUUAUAAAGUUAUUAAAAAGACUUACUAUAUACUAGGUGCCGAUCGUAACCUUAGACGAGAGAAACUCUAUAUAUACCCUAGUAAUAAAGGAUAUAUUAAAGAGUUAGCUAGGAUCGUUAUUCCGGGCCGAAAGGACUCUUACGGUAAUAUAUUCGAGCUAGAUAACCUUAAAGUCGGGCCUAUAAAGUACGGCGAUGUUAAAGAAUCUAUAGCCCUAGGCCUUCCUCGUUACAUCCUUAAAGAUAUAGAAGAUCCCUUAGACCGCAUUAAUAACGCUAGUUACACUCUUACCUUUAAGGACCCGGAUUUUACUCUUAACGAUAUUCUCGACGUAGCUAUACCUUAUAUAACUAAUAUACUUACCUUUAGUAGUGUCUAUCUAUAUAGAUACACUAAGUUUAUUAGUGCUUCGAAGUACUAUAAAAGUAAGUAUAGCGGAAACGAAAUUUACAUUAUCUAUACCGGAAAGGCUACUUACGGCUCUACGUAUUAUACACUUAUCCGCGAAGCUCGUAUCCGAGACAUACGCCGUAAUCUAAUCUUAGAUAAGAAUAACCUUCCGCUUAAGAGGGCUAAUUUUAUAGUAGUAAUAGUAGGCGCUAGACUUAUUAAGACCGAUGCUUUUAUUAUAUAUAAGACGAUCGAGCUUCUAAAGGCUUUUAAAGACGAGCUUAAAGCCGCUAAAGAGCGAAUAAAGCACGGUGUCGAACAUCCUACUCUAUACUUCUAUAUUCUAGACAUUACUCCUUUCAGGAGAUUAACACCCUCGGUUUUAAGAUUACCUAGGAACAAAAUGGUUAAUAGAAGCAGAAAUACCUAUAGGUUAACUAAAAGUCUACUAUUAGCGAGAACCGUACCGGACGCGAUAGUUACGGCUAAAUAUCCAUCUAGACCUAUUACCCGUGUUCCGGCACCUCGUCUAAAGUCCAUUAACGCCCUUAAGAGAUGGAGGAAUAGGGCUUUAAGAGAGUUAGCGACCCUACUAGCUCUACGAUUAAGGGAGCUCGGCGACCUAGAAAGACGUCGCAUAAACACCAUUCGUGGCACGCCCUACAACUUAGGUAUCCCUUACUCGUUUACGCCUACCUCGACUCUUACCGUCCGCGACGACCUUUACUACUCUCUAAAGGAAUUAGACGUCUAUAAGACCAUCGACAUUAGUAACCCUAGCUUCGUCGAGUUCACUGUUCCACUAGAGAAC
Molecule: messenger RNA, 1530 nt
Organism: Aureobasidium musti
Lineage: Eukaryota; Fungi; Ascomycota; Dothideomycetes; Dothideales; Saccotheciaceae
Source: the annotation of a GenBank genome assembly